Molecule: messenger RNA, 1867 nt
Organism: Carassius auratus (goldfish)
Lineage: Eukaryota; Metazoa; Chordata; Actinopteri; Cypriniformes; Cyprinidae
Exons: 6
Coding region: 138-1055 (305 amino acids)
Source: RefSeq, a predicted model, not a curated record
CCUACCAAAUAACAUUUUCACUUUUCACUGCUGGCAAUGCUCUAAUAAGCUGAAAGCCAAACACCGUAAAACCAUAAUAAUAAUACGACUGCACAAUUGGCUUCGGGUUUAAUAUAGAGAAACAACAUUGCGCUAUUAUGUAUCAAAAUAUGGUUUAUUUAUUUUUUUUAAACCUGGAAAAAAUGAAGCUUCUCUUUGUUUCGCCUUUAUUAUUCUGGUGUUUUCUCGGCCAUGGAGCAUCUGGUGUUGAUAUUGAUGAAGUGUCAGCGAUGGAGGGAGAUUCAGUCACUCUAUACACUGAUGUUAAGACAAACCAACAAGAGAGAAUCAAAUGGUAUUUUAAUGACAUUCUCAUCGCUGAAAUCACUGGAGAUCAGAGUAAGAUCUGUACAGAUGAUCAGUGUGAUGAGAGAUUCAGAGACAGACUGAAGCUGGAUCAUCAGACUGGAUCUCUGACCAUCACAAACAUCACAAACACAGACUCUGGAGAAUAUAAAUUACUGAUACACAGCAGCAAAAUGGACAGUGAAAAUAUCUUUAGUGUUGCUGUCCAUGGUGUUUCUGCUGCUCAACGAGAUAAAAUGAAGAGAAAGUCAAUGAAGGAGGGAGAAUCUGUCACUUUAGAUUCUGAUGCAGUAAAAAACCCAAAUGAUUUAAAGAUGUGGUAUUUUAAUGACACUCGCAUCGCUCAAAUCAGUGGAGAUCCCAAUAAGACCUGCACAGAUGUUGAGUGUAAUGAAGGAACUGAGAGAUUCAGAGACAGACUGAAGCUGGAUCAUCAGACUGGAUCUCUGACCAUCACAAACAUCACAAACACAGACUCUGGACUUUAUGAACUACAGAUCAUCAGCAGCAGAUUCAGCAUCAUAAAGACAUACAACGUUAGUGUCACUGCUGUUUCAGGUUCAUCUGCUGCUGUAGCUGCUGUUGUUGUUUCUGUUCUGCUGGUUGCAGCUGCUGGUGUCAUUUACUGUUACUGCUGGAGCUCUAAUCAAGCAAGACAAAAUGGAAAAAGGAGGCAGCGCAAUGAUCAUGAACUGAUGCCGACGGGAUAACAACCUCCACCCUCCCAACCACCACCAGGAUGGUCCUGUCCUUACCUUCCAGGGGGGUCGGCUGCGCCCCUGCCUUCGUCUUCAGGCAGGAAAUGCAGAUUCGCUACCCUCGGAUUACGAACCAUGGACGGGGCCUUCCGCCAAAGAAAUUUAUAAUCAUGCUUGCUGAGUUGUCAAUAGAAGUAUGCUUCGUACAUCAUUUUAUCUCCCGAGUCUUUCUGGUAGAACAAAUGAUCUCUACUCACCGUAGACAGAAACACUGAAUGUUUUUGAUGUCAGUUUAGCUCCACUCAUCUGUUGUUCAUACAGUCCAGUCUGUUCAGUUCUGGUGUUUGUGAUGGUCAGAGAUCCAGUUUGAUCGUCCAGCUUCAGCCUGUCUCUGAAUCUCUCAGUAUUGUUAAACGUGAAGAAGGUUUGUUUCUCAGUGCUGAUUUUAGCUAUGAGAGACCUUUCCGUUCCAAAUUUCCAGGCUAUGUCACAGUCUUCAGGUAUCUCAGUAACGUCAGUGUUUAAAGUGACAGAAUCUCCCUCCAUCACUGACACUGAAUGAGCACCUGAUGAACAUGAAUGAUAGAUUUCACACCUUGAUUUUUUUUUUAAGUUAUCUGCUGUAGAGCAAAAUCAGUGUGUAAAGUUACAGUUUAAUUGUGCUGAAUAUUUGACUCAUUUUGUGUCUUGACUUUCCAUGACUUUUUUAGACAUUUAUGGUGACUGCAAAAGUAUUUAACAAUUGAUUUUUUUAGAAACACAUUUUGAAGAAAUAAAAUAGAUAACAUAAAUAGAGACUAGGGAUGCACCGAAAUGAAAAUUCU